AGAGGGGUUGUUCUUUCUCUUCCAUGAAAAAGAGGCGGGGUUUGAGUUUGGGAAAAUUUAGAGAACAGCGUAACAGCAAGUCUUGAGGGAGAAAUCUGCUAAAUGAAACUCGAUUUUAGACAUGGAAAUCGCCUUUUAAGUGUGAUGUUGGGAAGUCUAAUCCAUGCCUUCAUCCAGCACUGAGAAGCGUCUGUAGCCUCACUCACACGUCUGCCCGCCGGAGGAAGGCUGAAACUUUUGAAGGCGCUGCGUCUGGUCGCGCGGAUCCAGUGUGAGUGAACGGUGGGAUGAAACUCUUCUCUUUGGCUUCAUUUCCUCGCGUGUUGUCACGGACAUAUUCAACAUAGGAGCCACCGGCAGCUUCAACUAAUAAUGCGGCGUGAUUGAUCAUCGGUAGGAGACAAUACCCAUCCACUGCUUUCCAUUCCUACAUAUUCACUGGAUAUCUGUAGACGAAGUGCGGGCGAAGAGGCUUUUGUUCUGCGGCGUUUCUCGCUGUGACAGGACUUGUUUCGUUUAGAGCAAUAUGACGUCUCCGGCUAAAUUCCGAAAGGACAAGGAGAUUAUUUCCGAAUAUGAAACGCAAGUUAAAGAGAUCCGAGCCCAGUUGGUGGAGCAGCUUAAGUGUUUGGACCAGCAAUGUGAGCUCCGCGUGCAGCUCCUGCAAGACCUGCAGGACUUCUUCCGCAAGAAGGCAGAGAUCGAGAUGGACUACUCCCGCAACCUAGAGAAACUUGCCGAGAGGUUCCUGGCCAAGACACGCUACACAAAGGACCCUCAAUUCAAGAAAGAGCAAAAUGUCCUGUCUCCAGUCAACUGCUGGAACCUUCUCUUGGCUCAGGUGAAGAGAGAGAGUCGAGACCACGCCACUCUCAGCGAUCUCUACCUCAACAACAUCAUCCCACGCUUCGCCCAGGUCAGCGAGGACUCAGGACGCCUCUUCAAAAAGAGUAAAGAAGUGGGCCUCCAGCUGCACGAGGAUUUGAUGAAGGUCCUCAAUGAGUUGUAUACGCGGCAAGCAAAAUACACUCAGAACAAGCUGAAAGCCAACAAGGCCAGGAAUGAGUACCUUCUGGCUCUGGAGGCCACCAACAACUGUGUCUUCAAAUACUACAUCCAUGAUCUGUCUGACCUCAUAGAUUGCUGUGACCUGGGCUACCAUGCCAGCCUGAACCGUGCACUGCGUACCUACCUCUCGGCCGAGUUUAACGUGGAGACUUCCAAGCACAGUGGUUUAGAGACCAUUGAGAACGCUGCAGAGAACUUGGAGGCCAACGCAGACAAGCAAAGGCUCAUGGAGACCUACAACAACGUCUUCUGCCCUCCAAUGCGCUUCGACUUCCAGUCUCACAUGGGUGAUAUGGUGGGACAUUUGUGUGCCCAGCAGCCCGUGCAGGGAGAGCUGAUCCAGAGAUGCCAGCAGCUACAGUCCCGCCUGUCCACACUGACAAUAGAGAAUGAAGAGGUAAAGAAGACGAUGGAGGCCACUCUACAGACCAUCCAGGACAUGGUGACCAUUGAGGACUUUGAUGUGACUGCCUGCUUCCACCACAGUAACUCAAUGGAGUCGGUCAAGUCCACUGUGUCUGAAUCUUUCAUGAGCAAACCCAGCCUGGCCAAGAGACGAGCCAACCAGCAGGAGACAGAACAGUUCUACUUCACGAAACUGAAGGAGUUUCUGGAGGGCAGGAACCUCAUCACCAAAUUACAGGCUAAACAUGAUCUGAUCCAAAAGACUCUGGGAGAAAGUCAGAAGACCGACUACUGCCUUGCCAGCGGACGGAGGAACUCCACUGUUUGGAAACAGGAGUCCAGCCAAAUCAUUCCCCUGAUGGUGGAGAGUUGUAUUCGCUUCAUCAGUCGACACGGUCUCCAUCAUGAGGGCAUUUUCAGGGUGUCCGGCUCUCAAGUGGAAGUCAAUGAUAUUAAGAACGCCUUUGAAAGAGGUGAGGACCCGCUGGCUGGGGACCAAAACGAUCAUGAUAUGGACUCCAUUGCUGGAGUGUUAAAGCUCUACUUCAGAGGCCUGGAGAACGCCCUCUUUCCUAAGGAAGUCUUCCAUGACCUAAUGUCCUGUGUCUCCAUGGAGAACCUCCAGGACAGAGCUGUCCACAUCUGCAAAGUCCUGCUGUCUCUACCCAGCAACAUCCUGGUUAUCAUGCGAUACCUGUUCGCUUUCCUCAGCCAUCUGUCCCAGUACAGUGAUGAUAACAUGAUGGACCCCUACAACCUGGCUAUCUGCUUCGGCCCCACACUCAUGUCUGUGCCUGAGGGCCACGACCAAGUCUCCUGCCAGGCACAUGUGAACGAGCUCAUCAAAACCAUUAUUAUACAUCACGAGACCAUCUUUCCAGGGCCCCGUGAGCUGGAGGGGCCCAUCUAUGACCGUGGAGGAGCCGCUGAGGAAUACUGUGAUAGUCCACACAUUGAGCCCCACCUAGUGGAUGAACCUGCACCUGACGCUGCCUCUGAAAUCCACAACAGCGAUGAUGUAAAGUCAGGGUCCUUGAACGUUUCAGAGUCUGACCCCAUUGAGGCCAUCGCACGUUUUGACUACUCUGGACGCACCAAUCGUGAGCUUUCCUUUAAGAAGGGGGCGUCUUUGCUGCUGUACCACCGUGCAUCUGAGGAUUGGUGGGAGGGUCGCCACAACGGCACUGAGGGACUGGUGCCGCACCAGUACAUAGUAGUGCAAGACAUGCCGGAUGGAUAUGCAGGCAGAGGAAGUCCCAAAGCUGACCUAGAAGCUUCCCAUGAUGCUGCGGAAGAGAAGGUGUCCACCAGAGCCAGUGCCAGCUCACCCACUGGAGGUCAUGUAGCUGAUAUCUACCUAGCUAACCUCAACAAGAUGAGGAAACGGCCAGAAGCGCCCAGCAUCCGAAGAACAAUCCGGCCAGUGGAGGGACUAGGUGAGGGCUCAUCCGGAGCAGCAGGGGGUUUAAAGACCUCGUCCAUGCCGGCAAGUGGACUGGCCAAGGAAGGGACAGACAAGCGACCGGUCAGUGCUCACAGCGUCCUAAACUCCAUCACCCGACACUCCUCUCUGAAAACUAAGAUAGAAGGUCCUCAGCUCCGCAAGUCCACGCCUGCAGGGCGAUCCAAGAGUUUCAGCAAUCACAGACCACUGGACCCAGAGGUCAUCACUCAGGUGGAGCACAGCUCACAGGUACGACAAACCCAGAAUCUGCUCAUUUAAUUCAGCGUGACACUGCUUUGAUUGCUUUAAAAGUAUUAUUUAAAUUCAGAAAUAUUCAGACACUGUCAGUUUAUACAAACUUACAAUGAAUAAGAAUGGCACACGUGUAAACAGACAAUCCAUUUUCCACUCCGAAAAAUAGUGCUGAGCUCUUCAGAGGAGUGUCUGUGUUUUUUAGAACAUCCUAUUUAUCUUUCUUUGAGCUGUAAUUUCACAGCUGGAUAAAGGUCCAGAAUCGAUCCCGGCUGUGGUUGUAUGUAAUUGAGUUGGAGUUCCUGCAGUCCAGUCAUUAUGAGUGUGUACUUGCUGCACAACAGAUAUCAGAAGCGAGUGACCUUAGCUAAAGCCAAAGCUACGGAUG
Sinocyclocheilus anshuiensis is the source of this 3557-nucleotide messenger RNA. Its product is annotated as SLIT-ROBO Rho GTPase-activating protein 2-like. Gene Ontology annotation, molecular function: protein binding. Gene Ontology annotation, biological process: signal transduction. Lineage: Eukaryota; Metazoa; Chordata; Actinopteri; Cypriniformes; Cyprinidae. The transcript is spliced from 21 exons. The coding region runs from base 527 to 3196 and encodes 889 amino acids. The record is from RefSeq and is a predicted model, not a curated record.